This is a messenger RNA of Talpa occidentalis (Iberian mole), 6267 nucleotides long. RefSeq names its product autophagy related 2A (gene ATG2A). Gene Ontology annotation, biological process: autophagy of mitochondrion; reticulophagy; autophagosome assembly. The record is from RefSeq and is a predicted model, not a curated record. Lineage: Eukaryota; Metazoa; Chordata; Mammalia; Eulipotyphla; Talpidae. The transcript is spliced from 41 exons. Gene Ontology annotation, cellular component: extrinsic component of membrane; phagophore assembly site. The coding region runs from base 49 to 5850 and encodes 1933 amino acids. Gene Ontology annotation, molecular function: phosphatidylinositol-3-phosphate binding.
CGCCGGCGGGCGGCGAGCGGAGGCGGCCCGGGCCCGGCGGUCUCCGAGAUGUCACGAUGGCUGUGGCCAUGGUCGAACUGUGUGAAAGAGCGGGUCUGCCGGUACUUGCUGCACCACUACUUGGGUCACUUCUUCCAGGAGCACCUCAGCCUGGAGCAGCUCAGUCUCGAUCUGUACAAGGGCAGCGUUGCCCUGCGCGACAUCCACCUGGAGAUAUGGUCUGUGAACGAGUUGCUGGAGGCCAUGGAGUCACCACUGGAGCUGGUAGAAGGCUUUGUGGGGUCCAUCGAGGUGGCCGUGCCCUGGGCCGCUCUGCUCACCGACCACUGCACCGUGAUGGUGUCCGGCCUCCAACUCACCCUGCAGCCCCGCCGAGGCCCAGGGCCCGGGACUGCUGACUCGCAGACCUGGGCAUCAUGCAUGACCACCAGCCUGCAGCUGGCGCAGGAAUGCCUGCGAGAUGGGCUGCCAGAACCCUCUGAGCCACCGCAGCCCCUGGAGGGCCUGGAGAUGUUCGCUCAGACCAUCGAGACUGUGCUGCGAAGAAUCAAGGUGACCUUCCUGGAUACUGUCGUGAGGGUGGAACACUCGCCGGGGGAUGGAGAGCGAGGUGUGGCCAUGGAAGUCCACGUGCAGAGAUUGGAGUACUGUGACGAGGCAGUGCGGGACCCAAGCCAGGCGCCCCCAGUGGAUGUGCACCAGCCCCCCGCCUUCCUGCACAAGCUGCUACAGCUGGCGGGCGUCCGCCUGCACUUCGAGGAGCUCUCCCCACAGGAUGCCCAGAAAGAACACCCAGAGCCCCCCUUGCAGAUUGGCAGCUGUUCGGGGUAUAUGGAACUGACCGUAAAACUGAAACAAAACGAGGCCUUCCCAGGCCCUAAGCUGGAGGUGGCUGGGCAGCUGGGCUCCCUGCACCUGCUCCUGACCCCGCGGCAACUCCAGCAGCUUCAGGAACUGCUCAGUGCCAUGAGCCUUGCAGAUCCCGAGGGCCUGGCCGACAAGCUGAACAAGAGCCGCCCACUAGGUGCUGAAGACCUGUGGCUGAUAGAGCAGGACCUGAACCAGCAGCUGCAGGCGGGGGCCGUGGCCGAGCCCCUCAGCCCAGACCCCCUUCUCAACCCCUCUGUCAACCUGGACAGCACUGACCUCUUCUUCUCCAUGGCGGGCCUCACGAGCAGCGUGACUUCAGCUGUCUCCGAGCUCUCCCUGUGCGACGUGGACCUGGGGUCCUCCCUGCACAGCGACACGGCCACCCGCCGGCUCUCUGCCCAGGGCCACCCCAUUGGCAAGACGGCCCCCACGCCCCUCCCGGACACCCUGCGCCCUGAUUCGCUGCUGAAGAUGACCUUGGGGGGCGUGACACUGACCUUGAUUCAGACAUCUGCCCCGUCUUCUGGACCACCCGACCUCACCACUCACUUUUUUGCUGAGUUUGAUGCCACCAAGGAUGGGCCCUUCGGCUCCCGUGACUUCUGCCAUCUCCGACCGCGCUUCCAGAGGGCCUGUCCCUGUAGCCACGUCCGGCUCACGGGUGCAGCUGUGCAGCUGUCGUGGGAGCUGCGGACAGGCCGGGGCCGGCGCACCACCAGCACAGACGUGCACUGUGGGCAGCUGGAGGUGCUGGAAUGUCUGUGGCCCCGGGGCGCUUCGGAGCCUGAGUACACGGAGAUCCUGAACUUCCCCAGUGGCAUGGGCUCCCAGGCCUCAGCUCGGCCCUGCGCCCACCUGCGCCACACACAGACACUGCGCCGUGUGCCCAAGAGCCGGCCCCGGCGCACAGCUACCUGCCAUUGCCACUCAGAGCUGGCCCUGGACCUGGCCGACUUCCAGGCGGACGUGGAGCUGGGGGCCCUGGACCGGCUCGCCGCCCUGCUGCGCCAGGCCACCAUCCCCCCUCCCGAGCCGCCUGCUGGCCUGAUGACAGAGCCCCCACCAGCUGCUGAGCAGCAGACAGUGGUGCGGCUCUCGGCACCCAGGGCCACACUGCGGCUGCACUUCCCCAUUGCUGACCUACGACCUGAGCGGGACCCCUGGGGGGGCCGGGCUGUACGGGCUGAGCAGCUGCGGCUGGAGCUGAGUGAGCCCCAGUUCCGGUCUGAGCUGAGCAGCGGGCCUGGUCCCCCGACCCCCACCCGCCUGGAACUUACCUGCUCCGACCUACAUGGUACCUAUGAGGAUGGAGAGAAGCCUCCUGUGCCCUGCCUGCGUGUCUCCAAAGCCCUGGAUCCCAGGAGCCCCGGGCGGAAAUACUUCCUGCCUCAGGUAGUGGUGACCCUGAACCCCCAGCUCAGCAGCGCACAGUGGGAGGUGAGCUCCGAGAAGAGGGAGGAGCUGGAGCUGUCAGCCGAGAGUCCGUGCGAACUACGGGAGCCUGAGCCCUCACCCUUCUCCUCCAAGAGGACCAUGUACGAGACUGAGGAGAUGGUGAUUCCUGGGGACCCUGAGGAGAUGAGGAGCUUCCAGAGCCGGGCCCUGGCGCUGUCCCGCUGCAGCCUGGAGGUGGUCCUGCCCAGCGCCCACAUCUUCCUGCCCAGCAAGGAGGUCUACGAAAGCAUCUACAACAGGAUCAACAACGAUCUGCUCAUGUGGGAGCCCGCGGACCUGCUCCCCCCCGCCGCCCCCGCCCCCGGCCCCCCUGGCUUCCAGGGCCCCUCGGGCUUCUGGCAUGACCACUUCAAGAUGUGCAAGUCAGCCUUCAAGCUGGACUCGGACUCCGACGAAGAGGAUGCCCAUUUCUUCUCAGUGGGGGCCUCAGGCGCCCCCCAGCCCCCUUCCCCGGAGUCCCCCAGCCCUCACUGCCAGAGCACCUUCUCUACACUGGUAACAGUGGUGAAGGGUCGCAUCACCGCCCUCUGUGAGACCAAGGAUGAGGCUCAGAAGCCGCUGGAGGCCGAGCACGGGGAGCUGGUGCUGGACGUGGAGCAGGGCACCGUCUUCAGCGUCUCCCAGUACCGUGGCCAGCCGGGACUCGGCUACUUCUGCCUAGAAGCAGAGAAGGCGACACUUUACCACCGAGCGGCCGUGGAUGACUACCUGCUGCCCAGCCGCCUGGAGCUGCCCAGCUUCGCUCCUCCAGCCCGGCUAGCCCCGACCAUCUACCCGUCAGAGGAAGGGGUGAUUGAGCGGGGAGCCUCGGGCCGCAAGGGCCAGGGUCGGGCCUCCAACAUGCUGUCCACCGCUGUGCGCAUCCACCUGGACCCCCAUAAGAAUGUCAAGGAGUUCCUGGUGACACUGCGGCUGCACAGAGCCACCCUGCGCCACUGCAUGGCCCUGCCGGGGCAGAGCUGGCACGCCCAGCUCUUGGAGUUUUUAGAUGUGCUGGAUGACCCUGUGCUGGGCUACCUGCCCCCCACGGUCAUCACCGUCCUCCACACGCACCUGUUUUCCUGCGCCGUGGACUACAGGCCACUCUACCUCCCCGUGCGUGUCCUCAUCACUGCCGAGACCUUCACCCUCUCCAGCAACAUCAUCAUGGACACCUCCACCUUCCUGCUCAGGUUCAUCCUAGACGACUCGGCCUUGUACCUGUCGGACAAGUGUGAGGCGGAGACACUGGAUCUGCGGCGAGAUUACGUCUGCGUCCUGGAUGUUGACCUCCUGGAGCUGGUGAUCAAAACCUGGAAGGGGAGCACUGAGGGCAAACUGAGCCAGCCACUGUUCGAGCUGCGCUGCUCCAACAACGUGGUGCACGUGCACAGCUGUGCCGACUCCUGCGCCCUGCUGGUCAACUUGCUGCAGUACGUACUGAGUGCGGGCGACCUGCACCCCCCACCCCGGCCCCCCAGCCCCACGGAGAUCGCUGGCCAGAAGGUACAGCUCUCCGAGAGCCCUGCCUCCCUGCCCUCCUGCCCGCCCGUGGAGACGGCCCUCAUCAACCAGCGGGACCUGGCCGAUGCCCUCCUGGACACAGAGCGGAGCCUGCGGGAGCUGGCCCAGCCCUCAGGUGGCUCCCUCCCUCAGGCCUCGCCCGUGUCCGUCUACCUGUUCCCAGAUGAACGGAGUGGGGCCCAGCCUCCCUCAUCCUCCGAUGGGGCCCCCACUGGCAACUUGGGGUCCUGCUUAGAGACCAAGGAAGAUGAAAAGGAAGAGGAGGGGGACGGAGACACCCUAGACAGUGACGAGUUCUGCAUCUUGGAUGCGCCUGGCCUGGGCAUCCCACCCCGGGACGGGGAGCCUGUGGUGACGCAGCUGCACCCUGGCCCCAUCAUCGUGCAGGACGGGCACUUCUCCAGGCCGCUGGGCAGCACGGACCUGCUGCGGGCGCCCACCCACUUCCCAGUGCCCAGCACUCGGGUGGUGCUGCGGGAGGUUUCCCUGGUCUGGCACCUCUAUGGGGGCCGGGACUUUGGCCCCCACCCCGGGCACAGGGCCAGAGUGGGCCUCACGGGCCACAAGGGCUCUCCUUCCCGCUCCUCCGGAGCCAACCGGCCCCAGAACUCCUGGCGAACGCAAGGGGGCAGCGGGCGGCAGCACCAUGUCCUCAUGGAGAUCCAGCUGAGCAAGGUCAGCUUCCAGCACGAGGUGUACCCCGCAGAGCCGGCCACAGGCGCCUCGGCCCCCGGCCAGGAGCUGGAGGAGCGGCCGCUGUCCCGCCAGGUGUUCAUCGUGCAGGAGCUCGAGGUGCGGGACCGGCUGGCCUCCUCCCAAAUCAACAAGUUCCUGUACCUGCACACAAGCGAGCGCAUGCCGCGGCGCGCCCACUCCAAUAUGCUCACCAUCAAAGCUCUGCACGUGGCCCCCACCACCAACCUGGGCGGCCCCGAGUGCUGCCUCCGCGUCUCGCUCAUGCCCCUGCGGCUCAACGUGGACCAGGACGCCCUGCUCUUCCUCAGGGACUUCUUCUCCAGCCUGGCGGCCGGCAUCAACCCCAUAGUCCCCGUGGAAACCAUGGAGGCUCGGCCUGAGACCCAGGUCCAGCCUGGCAGCUCCCAAGAAGGGGAGCCCGAGGGUGCAGAGAUGACCGGCUCCCAGGAGGCCGCGGGUGGAGGACACAGCUCCUCCACGGAGCAGCAGCCCAUCUACUUUAGGGAGUUCCGCUUCACGUCCGAGGUGCCCAUCUGGCUGGACUACCACGGCAAGCACGUCACCAUGGACCAGGUGGGCACAUUCGCGGGCCUCCUCAUUGGCCUGGCCCAGCUCAACUGCUCCGAGCUGAAGCUGAAGCGGCUGUGCUGCCGGCAUGGGCUCCUGGGGGUGGACAAGGUGUUGGGCUAUGCCCUCAACGAGUGGCUGCAGGACAUCCGCAAGAACCAGCUGCCCGGGCUGCUGGGGGGCGUGGGCCCCAUGCACUCUGUGGUCCAGCUCUUCCAAGGGUUCCGGGACCUGCUGUGGCUGCCCAUUGAGCAGUAUCGGAAGGACGGGCGCCUCAUGCGGGGGCUGCAGCGGGGAGCCGCCUCCUUUGGCUCGUCCACUGCCUCCGCCGCCCUGGAGCUCAGCAACCGGCUGGUGCAGGCCAUCCAGGCCACGGCCGAGACCGUCUACGACAUCCUGUCCCCGGCGGCACCCGUCUCCCGCUCCCUGCAGGACAGGCGCACGGGGCAGAAGCUGCGGAAGGGCCAGCAGCCCGCCGACCUCCGGGAGGGCGUGGCCAAGGCCUACGACACGGUUCGAGAGGGCAUCCUGGACACGGCUCAGACCAUCUGCGAUGUGGCGUCUCGGGGCCACGAGCAGAAGGGACUGACGGGCGCUGUGGGAGGCGUGAUCCGCCAGCUGCCCCCGACGGUGGUGAAGCCCCUCAUCCUCGCCACGGAGGCCACGUCCAGCCUGCUCGGCGGGAUGCGAAACCAGAUCCUGCCCGACGCACACAAGGAGCACGCUCUCAAGUGGCGUUCGGACGAGACACAGGACUGAGCAUAGGUGCCCAGGACCCGAGGGGGCCGCCUGCCUGCCGGCCACCCCCAAGCCUCAGUGGCUCCCACGCGCCUCCGAGAACUGCUGCCCAUAGCUGGGGGCCGAGCCCUCGGAAGACCCUGCCUGGUCAGCCCGUUGCCAAUUGGCCGUGGAACUGGGGCCUCCCUGCCUCAGUGCCGACUCUGCACUUUUCCUCUGGGGGAGAAAGGACACUGUCCCCCUGCAUCCCCGGGCCCGUACUGCUGCCUUGUCCCAGGACAGGGGCUCUCGGACCCUCGGGCCACAACCCCACUCAGCCAAGUGUCUUUCUGUGUCUCGGGGAGGGGUGGGGACAGGCACUGUGUGGCUCAAUGUAUUAUUUUUAAGCUCCUUGCGCGUGUGGAUCAGUGUCUGCAUGACGUGGAAUAAACUGCCCAC